AUGAAAUUCUCAAUCUCAGCACUGAAGCAGGUACAACCAAUCUUGAGCUUCAAGAACAAACUCUCCAUAGUCAACGUCAACUCUUUUCUCCAUCCCCAAGAAAAAGUCGUCUUCGUGAUGGGAGCCACUGGUUCCGGUAAGUCCCGUCUAGCCAUCGACUUAGCAACUCGUUUUCGUGGAGAGAUCAUAAACUCCGACAAGAUCCAACUCUACAAGGGCCUUGACGUCCUCACAAACAAAGUCACUCCUCAAGAAUGCAGAGGCGUGCCUCACCACUUGCUCGGAGUAUUCGACUCCGAAGCUGGAAACCUAACGGCCACCGACUUCAGCAGACUUGCGUCACAAGCUAUCUCAACACUCUCAGCUAACCACAAGCUUCCUAUAGUAGCCGGUGGAUCAAACUCAUACAUCGAAGCACUUGCGAGUCUUUCGUCUGCAUUCUUGUUAAACAACUAUCAAUGCUGUUUCAUAUGGGUCGACGUUUCUUUACCGGUACUUAACUCCUUCGUCUCGAAACGUGUCGACCGCAUGAUGGAAGCAGGAUUACUUGAAGAAGUGAGAGAAAUAUACAAUCCGACAGCGGAUUAUUCUGUCGGGAUACGACGAGCUAUUGGAGUCCCGGAGCUUCACGAGUACUUACGUUACGAAUCUUUAGUGGACCGUGCCACACAAAGGAAGAUGCUUGACGUAGCGGUUAAAAACAUCAAAAAGAACACAGAGAUAUUAGCUUGUCGACAGUUACUAAAGAUUCAACGACUUAGCAAGAAGUGGAAGUUGUCUAUGCACCGUGUGGAUGCAACGGAAGUGUUCUUGAGACGUAAUGAAGAAGAAUCAGACGAGGCUUGGGAGAAUCUUGUAGCGAGACCGAGCGAGAGAAUCGUUGAUAAGUUUUAUAAUAGCCGAGUUAUGAGAAAUGAUGAUGUCGAACAUUGUUUGAGCACCAUUGGAGCGGCGUCUUACGGCGGAGGAAGUGGAAAUAGGGUCCACAAUAUGAUAUGA
Molecule: messenger RNA, 999 nt
Organism: Microthlaspi erraticum
Lineage: Eukaryota; Viridiplantae; Streptophyta; Magnoliopsida; Brassicales; Brassicaceae
Source: the annotation of a GenBank genome assembly